UUUUUCAUGAUGGUGAUGAUUCUGCUUUGAUAAUAAAAAUUAAUUUUCAAUUCUACAUAGAAAGAAAGUUUCACUAAUCUACAAGAGUUUAUUAUUGCUGCAAGCUUCAAUAUGGAAAAGUCACUGAAAAAGAUAAGAACUGAUUCACACAAUUCAGAAAAAGAUGAAAAUCCAACUAAAAAGAAGCAUAAAAAAGAACACAAACACAAACAUAAAAAGCACUCGGCGGAAAAAGGCGAAAAAGAAAAGCACAAGAAGCACAAGAAACAUAAAAAACACAAACGCAAAAGUGGUGACCGAGACGCGACGCCUAAACCGAAUGAACAUUACACUCCCGAGAGAAUCGUAAGCGUUGACUUAACCAAUGGAAAAGACCCAGUCUCUAAACCAAAAUCAUCUGCUAAACCAAUUGACGUAAGCACGACUGAUAUCGACGAUAUUACAGACUUUAUCACCGAGGGCCUUACAGAAAAACCAGUAUCCUUGGAUAUAAUAUCGUCUGAAGAAAAUAGCAUGGAUGUACCUGAACAAGAUUGCGAUUCCGAUGCAAUUGAUAUGAACGUAAUUGAAGCCGAUAUGGAUUUGGAAGAAUUAAUGAAGCAAAAGGAACUGCUACAAGCCCAAUUGGCAAGUGCUGAUGUUGGUGUAGAUAAGAAAAAUGGCACUGAACAGCCAAUAAUUGAUGAUGAAAUUAUUACAUUAUUGGAUUCGGAUGAGGAACCCGAAAAGAAGAAGAUGAAAAAACUUUCUAAGAGUUCUAAAGAGAGGAUUAAAGAUAAAGAUAGACGUAUAAGAGAACUUUUAGAAAAAGACAAACAACGCGAACGUGAGCGUCAACGUGAGAGAGAGCGUGAUAGAAUUUACAGUCGUGAAAAAACACGUGAUAAUCGGUUAGAUCGUUCCAAUGAUAGACACCGAGACAAUUUUUAUAAAGAUUUGCGCGACUAUCACAAAUAUAGGGAAACUGUGUCGACACGUGAUUCUAGAGGCAAGGACAGAAAUAGCAGAGACUUUAGAGAUCGCAGGAGUAAUGACCGAGACAGGCGAAAUUAUAGAGAUCGGUCGACGGACAGAGACAGAAGACAUAGAAAAGGCAAAGUACAAGACAAGUUUAAGGACUCAUUGAGUGAAGGGCAGAUUAAAACAAAAGAGGAUUCUUCAGAUUCUGAUGUUCAAAUUGAGUUGGACAUUGAUACUGAUGACGAGGAUGAAGAGGAGAUUAUUGAAAAAAGACGAAAACAAAGAGAAGAGUUGUUGAAGCGGCUUGGUGCCACAAAUGAAGACUCCAACGCCAACACGUCAGCACCGUCAAGUCCACAAGCUGAAGCACCCAAAGAAGAACCUGCUAAAGUUGAAGUCAAAGAGAAAAGUCAAAGAAAUUCGGAUUCUAGUAACAAUAAUAAUGGGCAGCCUAAGAUUGCUAAUACUAAUGAAGUUCAAUCAGUAAAUGUUGAAGAAGAAUCCUUAACUCCACCACUUUUGCCCAACAUGAAGACCAAAGAAGUUGACAAAAAGACCCAGGAUAAACCUGUUAAAAGGGCUGAAUGGGAUAUGUUUGCUGAACAAGAUGUGUUCAAGCAUAAUACUAAUUCUCCAAGUGCAAUAAUUAAAUCUAAAGGAAUGGGGGCUGAAAACCCUGCACUCACUGACAAUUGGGACGAUGCUGAAGGUUAUUAUAGAGUCAGAAUUGGAGAAAUUUUAGAUACCAGAUACAUGGUUUACGGUUACACUGGUCAAGGUGUUUUCAGUAAUGUCAUAAGAGCUAGAGAUCAAGCUCGCGGCAGUCAAGAUGUUGCAGUUAAGAUUAUAAGGAACAAUGAAAUUAUGCACAAAACUGGUCUAAAGGAGCUGGAAAUUCUGAAAAAACUAAACGACGCUGAUCCAGAAGACAAGAUGCACUGCCUAAGGCUGAUCAGGCACUUUUUCCACAAGCAACACUUGUGUAUGGUAUUUGAACCUUUGGCAAUGAACUUGAGGGAGGUGCUGAAGAAAUAUGGAAAAAACGUGGGAUUGCACAUUAAGGCAGUACGCAGCUACACUCAGCAAUUAUUGUUGGCGUUGAAACUGCUGAAAAAAACUGGAAUUUUACAUGCUGAUAUCAAACCGGACAACAUUCUAGUAAACGACAGUAAACUAGUACUGAAACUGUGCGAUUUCGGUUCAGGAUCGAAAGUGAACGAAAACGAAAUCACUCCAUACUUGGUAUCCCGUUUCUAUAGGGCACCAGAAAUUAUUUUAGGAAUACCAUACGACUACGCUAUCGACAUGUGGAGUGCCGCUUGUACCAUUUACGAGUUGUACGCUGGCAGAAUCCUGUUUUCAGGCAAAUCCAACAAUCAAAUGUUGAAGUUUUUUAUGGAUUUGAAAGGGAAAUUCCCAAAUAAAGUAAUAAGAAGGGGCGCGUUUAAGGAACAACACUUUGACAGUAAUUGUAACUUUUUGUAUCACGAAAUAGAUAAAGUUACUGAAAGAGAAAAAGUUGUUGUAAUGACGGUGGUCAAAGUAAAUAGAGAUCUUCAAUCGGAAUUAGUUGCCGGUCAAGCCUUACCACCGGACCAAUUGAAAAAAGUCACACAAUUGAAAGACCUUCUGGAAAAAGCCUUAUCAAUCGAUCCAGCUAAGCGGAUAAGUCUAAACAACGCCUUGACUCAUCCGUUUAUACAGGACAAAAUUUGAUGUUUGUACGACAAGGAGAUAGAGCCAGUGAGGACAGAAAAAUGGCUGACAAUAAAUGUGUGUGUGUUGUACAAAACUGGCCUAUUUUAAAGGAUAAUUUGAACAAACGGAAAGAAGCUUAAAUUUGUUGGCAUCGAUGGCUAAGUAUACACAUUUUUGAAGAAUACAUUACUGUAAUUGAUUUGUUUUAGGUUCAAUACAGGUUGGUCUAUAUGAAAAAGGUAAGUAUGUUUUUGGAAACAAAUUAAUACUAAUUUUGGGCUAGGAUAUCGGUAUCACUAUAGUGAUUUUGUUAUACCUAAAUAGUAUAAAUGAAAGUGAUUUUAAGUCAUCCCAAAUUUGGUUGCUAAAAUGAUAGAUUGGAUUGAAAUUAUUUUGAUGGCAGUCCCUCCACUAUCCACUUCUUUUGUCAACUUGUUUAAACACGAAAGCAGGUUUAUGAAGGUGGAUCGUCCUGGUAGAAAUCCAUGUUGGUCUGCAGGAAUAACGUCAUUUUCCAGAACACAAUCCUUGAUCCUCUUCAUUGACUUUCAUAAAGUGCAUGUUAAACUUAUGGGACGAUAAUUUCCAGGGUUUUCUUUAUCUCCCUUCUUGUAGAUGGGCGUUAUAAUUGCCUUGGUCCACUCAUUUGUUUGACACUCUUCCAUUCUCCAUUAGAUUCUACAUAGCCGAUGAGAGUGGUUCACUUAUACUGGCUGCUAUUUUAUUCAAAAAUAUGGCUGCAAUGUUGUCUGGAGUCUAUUUUAAAGUUUUUCAAAAAUCUCUUCUGCCAUAAAUUCGGCUGUUGUUAUUUUGGCAACUGAACGUUUACUUCUUAGUCUUUGGAAAUUUCUCUGAUCUGUUUCUCUGGAGAAGACUUUCUCAAAUUGAUUCGCCAAGGUUUCUGAAAUCUCCAAUUAUAUCUCCAGUAUCCAGUAUCCUUUUAGAACAAUAUAUGUAGAGUUUGAAUUCAGUGUUCUUUUUAUGUAGGAAUAGGAUUGUUUAUCAGAUCUUGUGAGCAAACCGUGUUCAUAUUGUUGCUUUGCUUGUUGCAGCAUAUUUCUUAGUAGGUUAUUUUGAGUUCUAUAUUCCUGGUAAGACUGGGGAGUUUUCAGAUUUUGGUACUUGUUCCAAAGGUUCCUUUUCUUUUGAAUUUCUUUAAAGUAGUUAGGGUUCAUCCACGGUUUUUGAGAAUUUAUUCUAGUAUUUCGCAUGGGAAUACUUUGUUGAAUGAUAGUGUUUAUAUUUGCUAUACAUGUGUCCAUGUUGUUUGGAAACUUCGUUUCAGAUACUUUUUGGCUUAAAUUGUCGUAACUGGCCUUCGAAAAAUUACGUUUUUUGAUUUUCUUUAUUGAACUUGGUUUUGUGUUUAUCUGCGCUACAGCGUUCACUACAACAUUAUCACUGUAACCAAUUGGAUUUGAAGGGUGAGUUUUUGUAAAUAAUUUCCUAUCGCUUACCAAUAAUAAAUCAAGAAGUGAUUGCUCGUCGUUUCUAAUUCUGGUGUUGAAAUCUAUUAUCUGUUUAGCAUUGUUCUCUACAUAAAAAAUUAGGAAUUCUUGUGCUGGCUGAUUUUGUUAGUUUAGUAGAAGAGUUUUCCAGUCUAUUUGUCUGUAAUUAAAGUCCGUGUUGAUCGAGAAUUCGAAGACUUGUCUAAGAUACUCCAAAAGUUCUCUGUUCUGUAUAGGUAUGUCUUGUGGUCUGUAUAUGUAUGCUAAAGAGAGCUUAAGUGUUGUCAGUGUGAUAUCUAAUAAAAUCGCAUCAAUACCAUCAGACAAUUGGAAUCUCUGGUUUAAUGCUACUGUGGAUUUGAUACCUGCAAUGCUUUCACGUACAUAAAUUAUAACUCGACCCCCUUUUUGGUUUUCUCUGUUUUUUUCGAAAUAAAAAAUAAUUUGAUAUGCCUACCAUUGCAUCAGGAAUGUCCUUGUGUAGCCAGGAGUCUGUUACUAAAAUAAAAGCUGGUCCUUUAAGCAGACUUUCAGCGUAGAAUCCAUCAGACUUCGACAGAAUUGAACAAUAAUCCUAUCAAACUAAAUACAGUGAAGUCUAGAUAUAGUGAACUUGAAAAAUGUUGAGUUGAAGUGUUCACUUUGAAUGAGCUUGCUAUAUCUGACUCCACUGUAUUUUCAUCCACUUUAAGACGUCUCAACCUAGCUAAAUUUUGUGAAGAGGCCGCUGCUAUUUCCAACAGAACAUCUGGAAAUGAUCCUGUGACUUAAAUCCUGGUUUUGUGUAAUUCACAAGAAAUAACGUUGACAUAAAACAUCUUGAGAGACUCCAAGAGGUCUAAAAUACGAAUGUCAGUUUAAGUCAAUCACCAAUGCUGCCCAAAACCCAUGUGGGCAAAAUAUAAUCUUAUUGAAAGAUUCUUCUAGUUUAAGCCUGAAUAGACAUACCUAACAUGUUUGCGUUAGGCAUAAUUUUUACUUUACUAGUCUCUAACAAUGAUUAGGGAACUCCAUAUCAUUGGUGGUUUUAAUAGUGAGCAAAACAGCUUUGAACUUCCUAUUUAAGAAGAACACAAGAUCAUAGGAAUAAUGAAUCCCAAUACUAAACUGUUAACUAGACAGUUCUUAUUUUAGUCCUACAUAUUGUAGAGGGGCAUUUUUAUUAGUUCAGAACUCAAAAAAACAAAGAACUGCAAUAGAGCCAGAAUUAGAGCGAAAAAUCCAAUAAUUUGUAAUCAUCAACUCAGAAUGACUUGAGUGGAUCGUUUCUCAAGUAUGUUCAGUUUUUUUUUUUUUUAACUGAAUCUCCUGUACAUUUUUGUCAAAACGGUUAACUCGGGCAGAUAUAAUGAUAAUGAAGCAGAAACUACACAAAGUGCGGAAUUUAAUAUUAAAAAAAUUGUGUGUCAUGAAUAAAUUGGAAAAAGUUACAAUACAAAUGAUAUUGUAAUUAUGUGAAGUGAGUCAAUAAAAUUACCUUCAAUAAAAUUGACUUUUUAUUUCACCUACUAAGAUUUUUGGUAUUUACAUUUUUAAUUGUGUCCCUCAAAUCAGGUACUUUACUAGGUUUAUCUAUUGUUCUUACAUUAGCGUACACUUAUAAAAUUAAAUAUUUGCCUAAGACAUUAAUAUUUACUUUAAUAAUUAUCAUCAGGAACAUAAAUAUAUGGUUAUAACUUUGGUAUUUUAAAUAUCAAAAUUUGCAUAAAUGUUUUAAUCCCUCUCUGGAUAAAACUGCGACAGUUCUUUGGCUAGUUGGUCUGCAACUUCUUGAGAAGAAGCUGCAAGGACUCGACGCGAUAAUCUGUCAA
Messenger RNA from Ceutorhynchus assimilis (cabbage seed weevil), 5917 nucleotides. The record is from the annotation of a GenBank genome assembly. NCBI's taxonomy places the organism in Eukaryota, Metazoa, Arthropoda, Insecta, Coleoptera, Curculionidae.